Molecule: messenger RNA, 1737 nt
Organism: Hyaloperonospora brassicae
Lineage: Eukaryota; Oomycota; Peronosporomycetes; Peronosporales; Peronosporaceae
Source: the annotation of a GenBank genome assembly
AUGAUGCAAAAAGCCCUACUUGCAGAAUACCCCCAGGCUAUUCCCCUGGCGUUCAAUUUGUGGGCAGAGUCAAAGGUGAGCAUCGAUGAAACUUACCACAUGAUGCCCAUCUCAGCAGUAAGAAGCACUUUGGGUGCCGUCGGAGAAAAGCCGAGCUGGCCCGACAGUUUCCCCCUUCUUAAGCAUUGGCUGCAGUUCGUGUACAAGCACCGAUCUGAAGAUGCCGGCUUUAGUGAUGGUCAAGUGAUCGACGUGUUGCGAAGAAACCGACAUGUUGCGGAGGUGGUGCAUUUUCUGGACUGGCUCCGAAAUGAACCUGAUAUGAAGAUGGAGGCUUUCGUUCUCCUACCGACGCUAGCUGUGAAGCUAUCGAAGUCGGCAGAGUUGGAGCCGUUAUUCGGUGCGUGGCUAAAGCUAAAGGUGAAUCCUGUAGAAGCUUACCACAGGAUGGGCAUCUCAGGAGAGAAAAGGUUUGGGUAUGUCUUAUCUAUGAUCAAGGAUUGGGUAUAUUAUCUACGCAAGUACCGAUCUGAAGUCGGCGGCUUUGGCGACGAUCAAGUGGUCCAAGUGCUAACGGACGAUCGAGAUAGGGUCGAUUGUCUGAAGAUUUUCAUGUGGCUUCGAUUCCUACCAGGCAUGAAAGAAGACGCCGACCUUUUUCAAAGGAGUCUCAUUUUGGGAUCAUCUGAUCCAGCUGAAAUGCUGCAGCUGGUGUUCGAUGUGUGGCAGAAAUCAAAGGUGAGUCCUGAGGAAGUGUACAAAGUGGUGCCGAUCUCAACAGAAGAUGGCACUUUCGGUACACUCCGGGAGGGCUCAGAUCCACCCAUCACCUAUCGCUUGCAUAAGUGCUGGGUAAGGUAUUUAGGCAAGCACCAAUCUGAAGUUGACGGCUUCGGCGAUGAUAAAGCUAUCGGUAUCUUGUUAAAAGAUCGACCUGAUGUUGGCGAGGUGGUGAAUUUUCUGAAUUGGCUUCGAGACGAACCUGGCAUGAAAAUGCACGCUGACCUUUUGCAAAGGGCCCUCAUCGCGCGAUUUUGGGAGUCCGCAAAAAUAUUGGAGCUGGUGUUUGGUGCGUGGCAGAAAACAAAAGUGAGUUUUGAUGAAGCUUACCACAUGAUGCCCAUCUCAGCAGUAAGAAGCACUUCUGGUGCCGUCGGAGGGAAGCCGAGCUGGCGCGACAGCUUCCCCUUUCUCAAGCAUUGGCUGCAGUUCAUGUACAAGCACCGAUCUGAAGAUGCCGGCUUUAGUGAAGGUCAAGUGAUCGACGUGUUGCUAAGAAACCAAAAUGUUGUGGAGGUGGUGGAUUUUCUGAUUUGGCUUCGAAAUGAAUCUGGAAUGAAGGCCUGUGCUGACCUUCUGCUAAAGACACUAUUUUUCAAGCUCUCGGAAUCUACAAAGGAAUUGAAGCUGGUGUUCGUUGCAUGGCAGAGAAAUAAAGUCAGUCUUGAUGACGCUUACCACAUGCUGCCCAACUCAGCAACGCAAAACCUUGGUGGCGACGCGGGUCUGCAGUCAAGCUCGUCUGGCGACUUCGGUGUGCUCAAGGCAUGGCUGGAUCACUUGUACAAGCUCCCAGGUGACAACCUUCGCGAUGAUCGAGUGGCUGAGCUGUUGGUCAGCAACCGACCUAAAGCCGAGUUGGAGAAAUUGUGUGAGGUGCUUAAUUAUCAACCGAAGACAAGGAAACUGGCUGUCACACUAAAAAAAAAGGUAGCUUUGAGAUGGCCGGUUUUGUAA